UAGUACUACUACGCAUAGGUUAGUAUAUUGUAUAAAAGAAGGACCUCUCGAACUUUUUCCAGUGCAACAUUUUCAAAAUGAUGAAACUACUUCUUGCGUUAACUACCUUGCUGGCUGCUGCCCACUGCUUUUCAGUAAACCCGGCUGCCGGAUUCACUGGAGAUAACAACGAGCCAUGCUACAGCACCGCAUCUGGUGGAAAAGACGGAGGCAUUUGCCUCCAAUCGGACUGCUGUGCUGGUGCGACCUACAUUUCUAACUUGUGUCCUGAUUACCAGGCCAACGUGAAAUGCUGCUACUCUUAUAAUUCGUGCAACUCAAAUGCCGUUUCUUGUCCGGCUGCUCAGGCUGUAGCUUGCGAAGUUUUGGGAAUGCACGAGAAGGGUCAGAUUGCGUUGAAGGGUGAGCAUUUUGAUCCCUCUGGAAACAAUCCUUAUGAUGGAGCCAGCGCCCUAUCCAACAUCCGUGAUACGUGCUACGGCAAACAUGCCAAGCUAUCCUCCUACGGUAAUGCUCCCGGAGGAACUGUUUGUUUGACGGCAAAGAUGGUGACCAGCUUGCGUGAUUAUGCUCGCAACUAUUACAACUCAAACGGUUUACCCAUCGAGGUCAAUGCGUUGGCCGGAUCCAGCCAUUCCGCUACAUCUUGGCAUUACGAAGGAAACACUUUCGAUGUCGGGUGCACUUACCCAACAAAUCAUUGCUCGGCUCUGACCUCCUGGUGCCGCAAUCAAAACCCCGUGGAAUUAUGCUACCCUGGAAGUUCAUGUGGAGGUCACGAGACAUGGGUCCACUGCGCUCAUUGAAGAGAAUUCAAGAAAAAAACACGCUGACUUUAACCAACUUUUCCGACUUUUCCUCUGUAAUUUGACCAUGCAAAACUUCCUUUUCUUGGCCUGAAUAAACGCUGCAUAUAUUCCAGAA
Daphnia pulicaria is the source of this 924-nucleotide messenger RNA. RefSeq lists its product as uncharacterized. The record is from RefSeq and is a predicted model, not a curated record. The transcript has 9 exons. Bases 78 to 806 code for a protein of 242 amino acids. Lineage: Eukaryota; Metazoa; Arthropoda; Branchiopoda; Diplostraca; Daphniidae.